AUGGCCACAUUCGCAACCGCCUCAAGUCGGCUGGAGCCCUCUGGCCGCAGAACAUCCAGCAUUGCGGGAGGCCCCAUCAGAGUCCCAGGCCGCGUAGACGACUUUGCUUCUUUCAUGAUGCUCUUCCACGACAUUUUCCUCCUCGACGAGUUCUACACUGACUUUGGCAUGACGGAUGACGUGCAGACCAGCAACGUCAUCGGCUCCGGCGCCCAGUUCGACGUAAAGCUCCUCCAGCUUCGGGGCCAGAUGGCUCUGCGCACGUCUGGGGAGGCGUCGAGUCGCCUGACAGAGGGCAGGGUCGUGGUGCUGAAGCGGCCGCGCCGUCUGUUCCGCCAGGACGGGUCAUUCAUCAGCGACGGCCCUAUCCGUAACAUCGUCAACGAGUUCCGCGUCAUCUCGCACCCGCGGUUGCGCCAUCACCCGAAUAUCCUCGACGUGUACGGCUUCGCGUGGGAGCGUACCGAUAAUGUCCCGGGUGUGGCUGUCUGGCCCAUCAUCAUGGAAGAGUACGGCAGCUUCGGCACCCUCGACGAGUUCCUAUCCCAGGCGACGCCGCGGGAUCUAACAACGAAGCUGCAGCUGAUGGGAGAUAUUGCUGCGGGCAUUCAGGCACUGCACCGCUGCGGCAUCUCCCACUCCGAUCUGAAGCCGGAUAAUAUCUUGGUGUGUGAGACGGCUGAAGGACAUCCUGUGGCGAAGCUUGCCGACUUUGGCCUGUCCAUCAUCACGAGCGAGAGAGUGGCUGCGGAUGAGUGGGAUUCGGGAACUCCAAACUGGACAGUGCCGGAAUGGGGCCGCGUGUGCCCCAACGAGUCCAUCAUGAGCGCAGACGUUUACAGCUGUGGCCUGCUGCUAUGGACAGCUCUUCUCGACGGCCGACAACCUUGGGAGCUAGAUGUCUUUGGGUCAGAGAUUGUUUUCCAGCAAGCCAAGGCAGACGCAGAUGGUUUCCUCAAUAUUGCCCUCGACAGCGUUCGGGGGCUCGUCCCCGAGGAGAGAGCUACAGAAGUUAUGGACUUGAUUUCCUCCCUCCUCUGUUCCGAGGAGGAAAGGGAUCUAUCCGUUUUGCUACAUUACGCAAGCCAAAGCGGAGAUGGAUUUGAAGAAGAUCAGGGAACAUACUUGCAAGGUUAUGACCAGGAAGAUCGACCAGCGUUUACAUCGUUCGCUGAUCUCCAGACGCUCCCGUUGCCGGUGCAGACGCAGAUGAUGGAUUCUCUCAAGUCCAUCGCCACAAACCCAGGAGUGCUGGAUCGAGCUAGGAAGGCUGAUGCAUGCUACUCAGUCGCCAUGUUCCAUGUCUUGCGGAUUGGCACCGUUCGACCCGUAGAGCUGGAUUCAGACGAGUAUACCGGCUACGAGAUUGACUGGAAUAACGCCCUGAAGUGGCUGGAAAUGGCAUCCGAGGAGGGAUCUCCGUCCGCACAGGCUGCGUAUCACUCCUUUGCCCAGGCAGCCCAGCAUCACGUUCCGGCGGAACAUGUCGAUGGGGUUCCGAGCGUGCUUCCUUUGACGCCGAUGUCGUGGUUGGAAGAAGCCACACGUUUGGGAUCGCAUCUCGCUGCGGAACAUCUGCGGAAUCUUGACCAUUCCGCCUAUAUUCAGGCAAACUGGCAGUUUCGCACACAAUAUUGUGGCAUCGGUCGGAAGCUCUACGAGGACGUUUUGCAACUGCAUCCUGACCUCCUAACCUCAGCAGUCCUUGAUGCGGUGGUAUCCGGGCCACUCAACGAUGAGGGCGACACGGCGCUACACGUCGCAGCAACAAUGGGACAUCUUGAGACGAUCCGUCGGCUCUGUAGCGGCGUGGACCUGAACGUGGUGAAUUCUCGUGGAGAAACUGCGCUCCUCCAGGCGUGUCGGUCUGGCCAUGCAGAUAUCGCUCAGUACCUCCUCACACUCGGAGCAAACAGCGGCUUGGUGACAUCUAAUGGCGAGAACGUACUGCACUGGCUUGGUGCAUUCGAUAUGCCCGAAGAAGGUGGUCUCUUCAACCUGGCGCACAUGAUGGUCAUGAACGGCGCCAGCCUUGAACAGGAAUCCGACGAAAACGAGAUAUUCAACCAACAUUUCCGCAGCUCUGUAGGACCCGGGACGCCUCUCUGCCGAGCUGUUCAACGAAACGCACCAGCUGCAGCCGAGGUUCUCUUGACGCUUGGAGCGAACCCGUAUCUGCUAACCAGGAAGAAGACAUCGGCCAUGGCAUUCGCUUGUGCGGCGCAUCAAACCGCAUUCAUACGCAUGUUUCUCGAGGCGGAUUACACUCCGUAUGUGCCGAGCUGGAGAGAAGACCCGCUGCCCUUUGCGAACAACUUGGAGAGCGCCUUUGAAAUGCUGAAAGUGGCCAUCACAAAGCCACCAACGAUACAGUCGGCGGCACCACACUCGUGGAAGCUAUCGCAAGAGAAGUUAACCGAGGAGUCGUUCCUCGGGAAUGUGGUUGCGCCGCUUCCAUUGCACACGCGGAUCAACAUCCACGGCGCCGCAUACGUCUCGGCGAUGCAGGAGUCCAUCGAUAUUAUUGCGGGCCUCUACACUGAGAGCUUUGCUCGUGUCACAUAUGACCUCCACAGCGCCCUCUUCCACUCGAUUCUGAGCCGAGACUUGUCCAUAACUCAACAUCUUCUCUCGUCGUAUCCUGACGAGACGGUGCCGUGCCUGACGAAUCCCCUCCCUAAUGGCACCGCGAAUCAUCUCCCCGUCCAACUCGCUCUUGCGCUGGGGCAAAAGCCAGUCUUCUCUCUGCUUCUGGACCUCGCAGGGCCCAACGCCUCGGUCAGCAUCCCGACUAUCGAAGGCCUGAACGACUCCCCAGAAGCGCAGAGGGUCGGCAAAUGGUUCGGCAAAGAGAGCAUCCUCGCUAAGGCCAAGGUCUCGACGCAGUUCCGCAAUAUCAUCAGCCUUGCCGCAGCUGCACAUCCGGAUCCUUACUUUGUGAAGUCCAUCCUUGACCAGCUGCCCCCGGACACCGCAAAAGAGCUCGUCAACGCCCAUGGCGCCCACGACGACAUCCCGCUGUCCGCCGCCAUCAUGCGGCACUUCUACGCCGUGGCAGCUGUGCUUUUGCGUCAUGGAGCCGCUAUUGACGAACCCGCCCACGCCUCUGGCAUCAUCGGACGCGCAGGCAUCGCCGUUACAACGCUCGGCGGGCUCGUAGCCUCCAACAACUACAGCUCAAGCGCCGCCGCGCGCUGGCUGCUCGAUAACGCACCCACUGCACCAUCACCCGUCGUCAGCACGGCUGGCAAUUCCAUCUUCGACCUCGCCGUGGCCGUCGGGUCGGUCUAUGAAGUCGAGCCCGGGUCACCGUUUCCCGUGCGGCUGUAUGAGUUUGACAGCGGCGUCCUGCGUAUGCUGCUGACGCACUACGGGGAGGAUGGGACGGCGAAGACGCUGCUUAACCCAAGUGAGAGCAGGCUGACGGCGCUGCACGUCGCCGUCAUGAAGCUACGAGUCGAAGCGAUAGACGCGCUCCUCACGGCCGGGGCGGAUCCUGAUAUACCCAUAGGAUCGGUGCGCCGGUCGGUAGUGCGGAGGGUACGGGAGUAUCUACAGCGCAAGUUGUUGUCGGCUUGGCUUGGAGUACCGCUGGAGUUGUAUGCGAAGCUGAUGAAUGGAGGCAUGACGGCGAGGCAGCUGGCGCUGUCGUUGGACCAGAGCAUUAUCCCUGACCAAGUACGACAACGGGGAACCUCCGAGGUUGCGAGAUACAUGCGACGUAUCGAGGCUGUGAGGAGCAAAUUUCUGGCGCUUCCAGAAAAAGAAUAA
Messenger RNA from Ilyonectria robusta, 3771 nucleotides. RefSeq lists its product as uncharacterized. The transcript has 4 exons. Gene Ontology annotation, biological process: protein phosphorylation. Gene Ontology annotation, molecular function: ATP binding; protein binding; protein kinase activity. The record is from RefSeq and is a predicted model, not a curated record. NCBI's taxonomy places the organism in Eukaryota, Fungi, Ascomycota, Sordariomycetes, Hypocreales, Nectriaceae. The coding region runs from base 1 to 3771 and encodes 1256 amino acids.